Messenger RNA from Oncorhynchus masou masou (cherry salmon), 5590 nucleotides. Its product is annotated as progestin and adipoQ receptor family member 3-like. NCBI's taxonomy places the organism in Eukaryota, Metazoa, Chordata, Actinopteri, Salmoniformes, Salmonidae. The record is from RefSeq and is a predicted model, not a curated record. The transcript has 7 exons. Gene Ontology annotation, cellular component: membrane. Gene Ontology annotation, molecular function: signaling receptor activity. The coding region runs from base 197 to 1135 and encodes 312 amino acids.
GAUGAUUUGGAAGAUGGAAACCUGUUUGUAUUUUUGAUGUCUACUUUUGUUGUCAACAAAUCUCUAUUACGAGAUCCAAAUAAAUGUACAGUAAUUCAUACAAUUAAUGUGUGAAUGGCUCUAACUACGCGUACACCAAACUGAAAGCAGAUGACUGUGAUGCAGUGGUGACACCUAACGUUCCUGUAGUUUCACCAUGCCUCAGAAGCUGAUGAAGAGCGCCCACUACAUCGAGCUGGGGGGGAGAUACCAGUACUGGCCCGUGCUGGUCCCCAGAGGGAUAAGGCUGUACACAUACGAACAGAUCCCAGUGUUCCUGAGGGAUAACCCUUACAUCACAGAUGGCUACAGAGCCUACCUGCCCUCCAGGCUAUGCAUAAAAAGUCUGUUCAUCCUGUCCAAUGAGACAGUGAAUAUCUGGAGCCACCUGUUGGGCUUCCUGUUGUUCUUCACGCUGGGGAUCUACGACAUGGCGUCUGUGUUGCCUGCCACCAGGGCCUCCCGGGAGGACUAUGUCAUCUAUUCCAUAGGACUCUUCUGCUUCCAGCUCUGUAUGCUGUGCUCCGUGGGAUACCACCUGUUCUGCUGUCACCGCUCAGAGAAGACCAGUCGUCGCUGGAUGGCUCUGGACUACGCUGGCAUCUCCAUAGGCAUCCUGGGCUGCUACGUACCUGGGGUCUUCUACGCGUUCUACUGCAAUAACUACUGGCGUCAGGUGUACCUGGUGACGGUGCUAGCUAUGAUCCUGGCGGUGUUCUUUGCCCAGAUCCACCCCCACUACCUCAGCAAGCAGUGUCAGCGACUCCGCUCUGUUCUCUUCUGCAGCGUGGCCGGCUACGGCCUCAUCCCCACCGUACACUGGGUCUGGCUCAAUGGGGGCUUCUCUUCAGACCUCGUACAGUCUUUUAUUCCACGUGUUCUGGGGAUGUACGCGAUCGCUGCCGUAGCCUUCGUCUUCUACGUCUCGAAGGUCCCUGAGCGCUACUUCCCAGGUCAGCUGAACUACCUGGGCUCCAGCCACCAGGUGUGGCAUGUUCUGGUCAUUGUGAUGUUCUACUGGUGGCACCAGGCUGCCCUCUUCAUCUUAACCCACCGCCACAGCCACCCCUGCCCAGACUACACUGUGCACACCUAGGACUGCCCAGAGUAAACUACCCCAGCGUGACAAGGACUGCCCAGAGUAAACUACCCCCAGCGUGACAAGGACUGCCCAGAGUAAACUACCCCCAGCGUGACUAGGGCUACCCCCAGCGUGACUAGGACUGCCCAGAGUAAACUACCCCCAGCGUGACUAGGACUGCCCAGAGUAAACUACCCCUAGCGUGACUAGGACUGCCCAGAGUAAACUACCCCCAGCGUGACUAGGGAUACCCCCAGCGUAACUAGGGAUACCCCCAGCGUAACUAGGACUGCCCAGAGUAGGCCUCGUCCAGGCCCAUCACUGGGCUCGAACCUGGACCCUUCUGCACAACACGCACAAAGCAGUGUUUACCCGUCGCCCCACACAAAGAACUACUUCAAGGACUGCUGCUACAGAGACAGGUGUACGGAGCCAGAAUAAGCUUCUGCCACCAUGGAGCGACCAUGACAGAGACAGACCAGGGCAGCACCAACCACAACAAGUCAAAUCCCACCCAGUCAACCAUUAGAAAUACUUUGGAUAGAGACAGACCAGGGCAGCACCAACCACAACAAGUCAAAUCCCACCCAGUCAACCAUUAGAAAUACUUUGGAUAGAGACAGACCAGGGCAGCACCAACCACAACAAGUCAAAUCCCACCCAGUCAACCAUUAGAAAUGCUUUGGAUAGAGACAGACCAGGGCAGCACCAACCACAACAAGUCAAAUCCCACCCAGUCAACCAUUAGAAAUGCUUUGGAUAGAGACAGAGCAAGGCAGCACCAACCACAACAAGUCAAAUCCCACCCAGUCAACCAUUAGAAAUGCUUUGGAUAGAGACAGACCAGGGCAGCACCAACCACAACAAGUCAAAUCCCACCCAGUCAACCAUUAGAAAUGCUUUGGAUAGAGACAGACCAGGGCAGCACCAACCACAACAAGUCAAAUCCCACCCAGUCAACCAUUAGAAAUGCUUUGGAUAGAGACAGACCAAGGCAGCACCAACCACAACAAGUCAAAUCCCACCCAGUCAACCAUUAGAAAUGCUUUGGAUAGAGACAGACCAAGGCAGCACCAACCACAACAAGUCAAAUCCCACCCAGUCAACCAUUAGAAAUGCUUUGGAUAGAGACAGACCAAGGCAGCACCAACCACAACAAGUCAAAUCCCACCCAGUCAACCAUUAGAAAUGCUUUGGAUAAUAUAUUGCAUUUGGUAGAUGCUAUUAUGAAAUGUCCGGUGACUGUCUGCAGGACCUUUAGGUACAGUGGGAUGUUGUCACACUACAUUGACCAGGCGCCUAGACUCGGCCUGAAAGCUGGCAUUGGGAACAACAUUACGAUACGCUACUCCCGAGACUAAUUCUACUUAGCUUAGCUGUUUGUAGCCGGAGCAUCAAGAGAGCGGGUGUACUACUGCAGCAGUGUUUACUGCAGGCCUGGUACUGGUCCCCCUUUCCAAACUGCUGCUACAGGAACACACCUAAAGCACUCGCAAGGUCCUUCCUCUUUCUCUGAACAACAUCCUGUUAACCGUUCAUACAGAUGUGAUUGUACUGUGGUGUGUGUAUAUAUAUAUAUUUUUUUUAAAGUGAACAGUGUUUUGUAGUCUCUGUUAAUGAAGUGCUUAUGCUGAUCAUAUACCAGGUAGCACUUCUGAUAUAUAUUUUAACAUUUUCUUGGUUUUAGUAACGAAGAGACUUAUAUGGACAGCGUCCAGUAUUCAGUGAUGGUAUAACACCAAUGAGGUAUGCGAUGAAAUAUGACAACUUAGCUGUGAUUUAAAAAGCAAUCCUGUUUGGAAUCAAACCAAAGAUACGAGGGAACUUAUAUUGGCUGAAGUGGUUCCCGCUGAAUGUACUCAGACCCCUUGCCUUAUUCCACAUGUUGUGUUAAAGCCUGAAAUAUAUCUCAUACAUUUUGAAUGCUGUCACCCAUCUACACACAAUACAAAAGUGAAAACGUUAGCUAAUUUAUUGAAAAGUGAAAAACAGAAAUCGCUAAUUUUACAGAAAUAUUCAACCCCCUGAGUCAAUACAUGUUAGAAUCUUCUUUGGAAGCGAUUACAACUGUGAGUCUUUCUGGGUAAGUCUCCAAGAGCUUUGCACAUCAUUUUUUAACAAAUUCUUUAAGCUCUGUCAAGUUCGUUGUUCAUCAUUGCUAGACAGCCAUGUUCAAGUCUUGCCAUGGAUUUUAAUGCUGAUUUAAGUCCAAACUAACUCAGUCAUUUAGGAACAUUCAAUGUCGUCUUGGUAAGCAACUGUAGUGUAUAUUUGGCCUUGUGUUUUAGGUUAUUGUCCUGCUGAAAGGGGAAUGUGUCUCCCAGAAAGUAGACGGAACCAGGUUUUCGUCUGUGUUUAGCUAUAUCCUGUUUUCUUUUUAUCCUAAAAAAAAACUGCCUAGUCCUUGCCAAUGACAAACAUCCCCAUAACAUGAUGCAGCCACCACCAUGCUUGAAAAUAUAAAGCGUGGUACUUGGUGAUGUUGUUUGCUCCAAACAUAACGCUUUGUUUUCAGGACAAAGUUAAUUUCUUUGGCACAUUUUUUUAGCAGUUUUGCUUUAGUGCCUUAUUGCAAACAGGAUGCAUUGCUUUAGUGCCUUACUGUUAACAUGAUGCUUUGGAAUAUGUUUUAUUCUGUACAGGCUUCCUUUUCACGCUGUAAUUUAGGUUAGUAUUGUAGAGUAACUACAAUGUUGUUGAUCCAUCCUCAGUUUUCUAUCAUAGUGAAAUCCCUGAAUGGUUUCCUUCCUCACCGGUAACUAAGCUAGGAAGGACACCUGUAUAUUUGCAGUGACUUGUGUAUUGAUACACCAUCCAAAGUGUAAUUAAUAACUUCAACGUGCUCAAAGGGAUAUUCAGUUGUUUUUUUUACCCAUCUACUAGGUUCCCUUCUUUACGAGACAUUGGAAAACCUCCCUGGUUCGACCUGUUUGAAAUUCACUGCUCGACUGAGGGACCUUGCAUAUGUGGGGUAGUCAUAAAAAAAAAAAAUUGAACACAAUUAUUGCACACAGAGUCCGUGCAACUUAUGACAUGUUAAGCAAAUUUGUACUCCUGAACUUAUUUAGGUUUUCCCUUAACAAAGGGGUUGAAUACUUAUUUAUUGACUCAAGACAUUUCCACUUUUCAUGUUUUGUAGAAAUGUUCAAAAAUAUAAUUCAAUAUUACGAGGGUAUUGUGCGUAGACCAGUGACACAAUCUCAAUCAUUUUAAAUUCAGGCUGUAACACAAACAAAAUGUGUAAAUAGUCAAAGGGGUGUGAAUGCAUUGUAUCGAUCUUUCGUUAUGAAUCUAGGCCUAAUUAGACUUUGUUUGAAGAAAAAUAAGUGAAAUAAAAAAAGGAACCUUUUUUUGGUUUUCACAAGUUUCCCCCAAUAGUGGAAACAAGUAUUUAAGAAUCUCUUUGAAUUUGUGCUCUCCUUUUUAACUUGCUAUAUAUAUAUAUAUGUUGUUGUCAUUGACAACCGUACUGUAGCCCUUUGUCAUCGUUUUUAUGCAUUUGAUUUUGUUUGUUUGGGAUGGUCAUUGACUUAUGAACGCAUUACACUGCAGCAUUGUAGCAAAUGACACUUCGGUCUAACUAUCAGUAGGAAUAUGUAUAAUCAUAUGCUGUUCAGCGGGUUGAACCUGCAGAUCUGUUGUUCUGAGUACAGGCUAACGAAACAAUGCUCAUAUGAAGUGCUGAUUGACUGUGUUGUCUGUUUUUUUCUUGAUCUGUUUGACUACUGGGACCUUGUUAGUGUUAAAAGCUACAGGUGACACAGACCCUGUCUGCCUUAGAGGAUAAAGCUACAGGUGACACAGACCCUGUCUGCCUUAGAGGAUACAGCUACAGGUGACACAGACCCUGUCUGCCUUAGAGGAUAAAGCUACAGGUGACACAGACCCUGUCUGCCUUAGAGGAUACAGCUACAGGUGACACAGACCCUGUCUGCCUUAGAGGAUACAGCUACAGGUGACAUAGACCCUGUCUGCCUUAGAGGAUAAAGCUACAGGUGACACAGACCCUGUCUGCCUUAGAGGAUAAAGCUACAGUCAUGUCUUUAGUUGUAUGCCUGUUCUUUCUAUUGAAGACCCUACUAGGUUUAUGUGCAAUGACAAUGUUUUGUAAAUGUGUCAUAUUUAACCUUAAAAGUUGUAGAAUGACAAGCUUGUAUUUUUCUCAAUAUUUAUAAAUACUACAGUACUACUCUUGAGCAGGUUUAUACAUGCGAUGGUUGUCUGUUGGCACACAGGGAUCGGGGCGUGUAAUGAUAAAACAUCUCUGAUCUCGGAUCAAGUCUCGCUGGUCCAUGUAAUAUUCAUUGUCAAUUAAAACUGAUCCUAGAUCAGUAAUCCUACUCUGACAUGCUGUAAGAAUACAGGCCCUUGUGUUGGAAGUGUCUAAAAAUCCAUUUUGUCGUAGGUCUUCUAUGGUUUUGUACAUUAACUCCCAAGUUGUGGUAAUAAAAUACAUAUUGGAUAACAGAA